AUGUCUCGGCCAGCGUCUUCGCUUGGGAACAGCGAGAAAGAGAGGAACGUGCCGCUAGACCAGUCACCGACCGACUCAAAACUUCCCGACAACAACAAGCACGAUGACGACAAAAGGCACAAUGUGGAGGAUGCACAAAGGAUACCGACGAGCGCCGCCGAAGCCACCGUGGCCACGGCCGAGAAGGACCUGUACGAGCCCUACGAUAACGGAUAUCACUUCCCACCGAAGCACGACUGGAAGCAAUCAACGCGGAUUGGCGCAAAGGCCUUUUGGAACUACACGUGCACCCCGCUCGGUUUCUUCGUUGUGUUGUAUGGUCUCAACGUUGUCGCUUGGGGUGGGAUGCUGUUCCUGUUGCUCUGCAACGCCUCACCGGCCAUGUGCUACCCAUCAUGUGAGGAUAUCAACUCACCACGUCGCAAAUGGAUUGAGUGGGACUCGCAGAUCCUCAACGCGUUGUUCUGUGUGACGGGCUUUGGGCUGGCACCGUGGAGGUUUCGCGACUUGUACUUUCUGCUACAAUACCGCCUCCUGAAGAAGCCCGAGGCGCUCUGUCGCCUGGCUGGUAUUCAUCGCGGCUGGUUUCGUCUUCCUGGAUCGGACAAGCUUCCCGUCAACAUUGGCCCCGAGACCGUUAUUCAGUUGUCAGAUGAUCGGCCGUUACUUCACAUUCCGCACCCCGAGAAGGCCGUUCCAAAUCCACCAUUAACGGGCGUCAGAGCGCCACCAACGCCUGUUUGGAAGAUGGACUUCGUUAUCUGGUUCAACGUGCUCAAUACGUUUCUGCAGUGCGUCCUCUCUGGGUUCAUGUGGGGGAUGAACAGGUACACCAGGCCUAGCUGGGCCACAGGCUUGUUCGUGGCUCUCGCUUGCCUGGCAGCCGCUACGGGAGGGUUGAUGAUGUUUCAUGAAGGCAAGAAAGUCAAGAGCAUUGAAGGAGUACCGGUUAGUAAGGAAGACCAAGAGCGUUUGGAAAGGGAUAAGGAGUUGGGAAUCCAGCACUUCAACAACAUCAAGGAUAAGGCGCCUAAGGAGAAGAGGAAGAGUAAGACUGGUGUUUGA
Colletotrichum karsti is the source of this 1065-nucleotide messenger RNA. RefSeq lists its product as uncharacterized. The record is from RefSeq and is a predicted model, not a curated record. The transcript has a single exon. The coding region runs from base 1 to 1065 and encodes 354 amino acids. Lineage: Eukaryota; Fungi; Ascomycota; Sordariomycetes; Glomerellales; Glomerellaceae.